UUGUUUAAAAUUAUUGAAUUGAUCAUUUGAGCUGUAAUACCAUCUUAAAACAUUAAGUAGCUCGAACACGUGUUUGAUUCUAAUUUUCAUAUCACCGAGAACUUGAAUUUCACCCUAACACAAGCUUUAGUACGUUAAGAAAUUUAAUGAAAUUUUGAUUCUUUUCUUUUCAGAUAAUGGGAUUUGUAAUUGGGAUUCAGAAAAGAAUUAGUGCUGGUUUUGUUAAGAAGAGGAUAUUAUUGGAAUUUUGGCAUAAUUUUGGGUGGACCUGUUUCUUUUUUUUGGAAUAUAUUGAAACCUUUUAUUUACUUGGACAGAACUAGGCUUGGGUGAAUGAGAAAUUGAAGCUCACAGUGUACCACAUGAAGUGGUUUAGGUUUUGGAGGAAAGGUAAGGCAAUAACUAGUUUAUAUACGGCCACAUUUUAUGGAUUUGUAAUCAUUCGUAGCAUAGAGACGUGAGCUCGAGGGGGUGCAAAGUCUAGCCCUUGUCCUUUUGCUCUAGUCUAGGAUGAGCUUCGGAAUAUAGGAUGACAAUAGAGGUCCGGUAUCUAGAAUUUUAGAAUAGCAUUCACAAAUCUAAAAUUUUUAGUAUAAAAAACUAUGAUAUAAUACAAUUAAUGUCCAUUGAGUCCAAAAUAUUGUCAAAAAUGAUGAUUUCUUAUCCUCUUAUAAUAUAUUCUUUAUUUAUUGAGCAAGCAUAGUCACUUUAUUUUAUGAAUAUAAAAACAAUUAGGCUGCAUUUAUUCUUAGAGAUGAUGUAGGAACUUGACUUAUUCUAAUAGAAGAGAGAAGAAACUAAACAACUUUACUGUCAAGUAGGAGGAGCUGAAGAAUAACACUAUAAAAAUGGUGGAGCAGAGUAAGGUUCUUAAUACUCCUGGUGCAGAAAAACAGACAAAGCGUGAGCUGUUUGAUGCAAUUCGGCAGGAGCUUGAAACUCCUGUGCUUGAAAAGGCUUCUAAAUCAGUGUGGGAGUUAAUAUUGGAUCAGAGUGGCUUGGGAAAGGAGAUCAGCGAACUUGUUGAGAAAGUCUUUUGCCAACUAAGUGGCCAUGAACCUCCAUUGUUUCCUCCAACAUGCAGUGAAGCCCAGCCGGAGAAAGAGAGAGAUGAUACCCCAACCUCUUCGUCCAAAAAGAGAAGUUUUGGUGAGAUGAGCAAGGAAGAUAUAGAUGAAGUUGCACAAGUUUCAGCAGACGAACCAGUUGUACCACAGAGUAUUAAUACACUUACAUCACCCAAAUAAAGAAAAGGAAGCACGACUGCACCGUACUCGGUGGACGAGUCUUUGUUAAUUUGCACUGCUAGAUGAAUCAUUCUUCUUGGAAAAGGAUGACACAUUGGUGUUUAUUGUCUCAUUUUAUGCUAAUUGUAUGCGUGCCAAGUCUUUAUGAAUCGUUGAAGAUGCAUCGAUAACAUUUUAGUUAAAUGUGGUGAAAUGGAAGUUAAGUUGAUUGUAUUAAAACCUUCUACCUUUAAGCUUGUUCAAGUAAACGUAGAGAAAUUAACAUGUAAAAGCAUGUAAAAGGUUUGUGUUU
Molecule: messenger RNA, 1539 nt
Organism: Olea europaea var. sylvestris
Lineage: Eukaryota; Viridiplantae; Streptophyta; Magnoliopsida; Lamiales; Oleaceae
Exons: 2
Coding region: 849-1247 (132 amino acids)
Source: RefSeq, a predicted model, not a curated record